AUGAUCUUAGCAUCACUUGCUCCCGGUGUGUCCUCAGCUCAGCUGCCGGCGGUGAUAGUGACAAAUGAGGGAGCGGGGCGCGUCCUGUCCCCCCGGGCGGGAUACGUGACUCGCGGCGCGUCACCCCCACGGCUGACUUUUUUUUGUGCCCCGUUAAACUAUUCCAUUGAGCGGGGACACAGUGACCGUGGUAGGCCUUCCGUCUCGCCCCCUCCCCCCUCUACCCCCCAGCCGCCUUCUUCC
Molecule: messenger RNA, 243 nt
Organism: Iphiclides podalirius (scarce swallowtail)
Lineage: Eukaryota; Metazoa; Arthropoda; Insecta; Lepidoptera; Papilionidae
Source: the annotation of a GenBank genome assembly